Neocloeon triangulifer is the source of this 725-nucleotide messenger RNA. RefSeq lists its product as uncharacterized. Lineage: Eukaryota; Metazoa; Arthropoda; Insecta; Ephemeroptera; Baetidae. The transcript is spliced from 2 exons. The coding region runs from base 127 to 555 and encodes 142 amino acids. The record is from RefSeq and is a predicted model, not a curated record.
UUCCUAACCAUGGCCAUAUUAAAGCGUCGCGCUGAAGAAAAUAUUUCAGUUGUGAUUUAUUUUUUAACGCAGGCAGCUUCUCUUGAAAAAAGCUUAAAAUUUUUGUCUCAGAAUUAAAAAAAAAAAAUGUCGACGACAAACCAAAAUUUCCAUUGUCCACCUUCAGGAUCUGCCUCUGCCGUAUUGGACCAGGCCAAGUGGAUGUACAUGUGUGGAAAGAAAGAUUGGAAAGAAUUCGACACUGCAUUGCAGGCGCAGCUUGAGGCUCGGUACUCAUCAGGAGGCAACAAAUUUUCGUACACUUUGGGCAAUGAACUUUACGACGCGGAUUUCAUGAAGUGGAAACAAGUGAAGAGGAGCGACCCGACCAAAGUGAGGAACAUCAAGAGGGAGAUUGUGAGCGGACAAAACAAUGCGAUCUUUAAGGCUAAAAAUUCUCUACGCUGGCUCAACCUGACUGAAAUCAUGAAUUACGAAGUAACUUUUGCUUUCCAUCAUGUACUGAAAUCAUUUUUGUGUUUGCUUGUAUUUAUUAUCGUUUGGUCAUUUAUUUAAAAAUAAAGGAUUUGGGAUUUUUUGUUUAAUGUAAUGAGUCUAACUUUGCAACAGAUGGAUGAUCAAAACACAUGGAGUAUUUUUUUAUAAAAUUUAAUUACACAUUAUUAUUUUAGUAGGAAAUUAGUUGGAACAGAUCUUUAUUCUUAAAACUGUAAGAUUGCUGAAAC